Messenger RNA from Didymodactylos carnosus, 2038 nucleotides. The record is from the annotation of a GenBank genome assembly. NCBI's taxonomy places the organism in Eukaryota, Metazoa, Rotifera, Eurotatoria, Philodinida, Philodinidae.
AAAAUUUUUUCUAAAGUACCCCGAUCCAGAAGUUAUCGCGUACCACAUAAUCAACCAUGGAGAAGACGAAUCUGCAAUCGGUUUUGACCGAACAAGCUUUUAAAAUUUUUCGAUCCGGUGAUAUGUACAAGCAACAUAAAUUUAUUCAAAUGUAUUGUACGAAUGCGAGCGAUUUAAUAUUAUUGUAAAUCUGUUUUGUAAACUAAUAAAUGUGGAAAAUUUUAUCUUGACAUUUUUAGACGAUGAUGCUGAUAUUUUGGUCCUUCUCUUUGGAUGACACAAAAGCAAGUACAGAAGAGUCUAAUUUUUGAAAAAAUCACAGAUGAGUUUCGUCCACUAGCGACCACAUUCUUAUUUGUUAAUUUAUUUCACUAUUGAUAGUUUACUCGCAUACAUAUGACGUAUCAUAUAACGUAUAUAAAUAAAUAAACGAACAAAAUCAGUUGACUUUUUCCACUGAUUUACUGACUGUUCACCUGACUUAUUAUUAUAGCUAAAAACAUUUCAGUUGUUUUUAUAACUGUAGAGUAAAGUCAUAGAGUAGUUAGUUCUUACGUCUAAGAUAAAUGACGUGAUGUAUAUAUACAAGGGUGUACAUUUGAUUUCUAAUUCAGACCAAUAUCGGUCUAGCCUCUAGAGAUCAAUGUCAGUUUUUUGUUGUUUAAUAGUGAAUCCAAUCUGAUAUUGAUCAAAAUGAGUUGCAUGCCAGAGGAUUUCGUCUUGUUGAUUUUUGGUAGCUAUUACGACAGAUUUAAUAUAGGCAGAAAUAUGAUCAUUUUAGAUUAUGGCAAAACAUUCAAAACAGACAAAAAAAUUUCUUAGAUUAGUCCAGAAUCAUGAUUGCGAUGAAGUUGAUCGAUUAUUCGAAAAUAUUUAUUAUUCGUCGAAUAAGAAUUUAUUACCACCUGUUCAUGUAUUAACUAGUGACGAUGAUAAAAAUCGUUUAACAUCCGAUAAAUGUUCAAUAUGUUUAGAAGACUUUCAAUGUGAUGAUAAAAUACGUACACUUCUUUGUCAUCAUUCAUUUCAUUCUGUUUGCAUUGGUAAAUGGUCAAAUAUCGAUCAACCGUGUCCCUAUUGUCGCCAAAAACCGAUCAUUGAUAUAAAUGCUUAUGAUCAAGAUGGUUUUACAGCAUUACAUCUGGCUUGUCUUCAAAAGCAAGAAAAAUUAGUUGAUGUACUAAUUAAAUGGCAUGCCAAUUUAAAUCUUAGAAAUAAAUUAAAAUUCAUCAAACCAUUAGAAGAAACACCGCUAAUUAUUGCAGCUAUUUAUAAUCAUUUUAAUAUUGUUGAAAAAUUAUUAAUGAAUGGUGCUAAAGCUGAUUGUUGUGAUAUUCACGGAUAUACGGCAUUGACAAGAGCAAAACAAGGAAAAUAUGUUAGUUUAGAUCCAGAACAUGGAAUAGAAAAUAAUAAAAAAUUGAUAAAAUUAAUUGAAAAUGCAUUAGAAGAACAAAAUAAUGAACAUUCGCAUUUAAUUAAACAUGCCGAUAAAUUAAGAGAAUUAGGUAAUGAAUGUUUUCGAAAUGGUAAAUAUUUUGAAGCACUUGAACAUUACAUUAAAUCGGUUGAAUUAAACGAAAAUGAUUAUCGUAUCUAUAGUAAUAUGGCAGCAUGUUAUUUAAGUUUGAAACAAUAUCAAAAAGCAUUAGAUUCAUCGAUCAAAUGUACAAAAUUAAAUCCAACAUUUGCUAAAGGUUAUUAUCGACAAGCAAAAGCAUAUAUGGGUAGACGUGAUUUUCCUAGGGCUAAAAUGGUAUGUGAAAAAGGUUUAAAACAUUGUGAUAGUAAUGAUACCCAAGAAUUACAAAAAUUAGUCGAUUUAUUUAUUGAACGUCAUGUAUCAGAUGCAAUAGCCAGUCCAUUUUCAACCGAAUCACAAUAUGUUUGCCAUCAAAUUGAACAUUGUGGUAUGCCCUAUUUUUUAUGUUCAUAUUGUUUACGACAGAUAUCGAUGGAUAGAAAAAUGGAUAAAGAAUGUCCACAUUGUGCAUGUAACCCGAAUGGAAUUGGAAUGGGUCCAAAAUAUGCACCAUGA